AUGACGAGAGAUGUUUGGGACGUCCUCUUCCUCAGCUUCCUCUCUUUCCUGAUCUCACGCCAGUCAAUAAUAAUAGUUGUUGCUAUUGCUGUUGCUGUUCCCACCAGCAAUACAUCAUCCCCUUAUUCGUCCCAACGCCCGAGCCAUGUCAGUGAGUGCGAUGCCCUGCUCCAGUUCAGUCAAUCAUUUACAAUCUCAAGGGAUGCCUCUGCAAAUUACUGCAACAACACUUCAUAUCCGAAGACAGCCUCAUGGAAGAAUGGCACCAAUUGCUGCUCAUGGGAUGGGGUCACAUGCCACACGUCAAAAGAUUACGUGAUCGGCCUCGACCUCAGUUGCAGUUGGCUUCAGGGAACCCUCCAUUCCAACAACACUCUCUUCUUGCUCCCCAAUCUUCGACGGCUCAAUCUCGCCGGUAACAAUUUCAUUGGCUCACAAAUUUCAUCAAGGUUUGGUAUACUUACCGGAUUGGCACAUCUCAAUCUCUCUGGUUCUUCCUUCUCGGGAAUCAUUCCUCUGGAGAUGAUAUCUCAUCACCUUUCUAGCCUAAUUUCACUCGAUCUAACUGGUAACUUCGGCCUAACAGUAGAAGAGGAUCGUAGUUUCAGAAAGUUUAUUAGUAAUCUCAGUCAGCUGAGAGAACUUGUUCUUUGUGGUGUAGACAUGUCUAGAAUUUCUCCUACUUCCCUCACGAAUCUCUCUUCCACUCUGACUUCUUUGAGACUUGGUGAAUGCUCUCUACAAGGGACAUUCCCAAUGAACAUCUUCCAUCUCCCAAACCUCCGCAUUCUCUCUCUUUCUUCUAAUUUUAAUCUCACGGGUGCUCUUCCCCAAACAAAUUGGAGUAGUAGCCCACUCGUCCGCUUGAGUCUAUCACAUACAAAGUUCCAUGGACCAAUUCCUGAUUCAGUGGGGAAUCUCACAUCCUUGGAAUAUUUGGACCUCUUAGACAGCGAAUUUACUGGGUCGAUGCCACUAACACUUGGAAACCUUGACCGCCUAUCUUUCUUGUCUCUCAGUGGUUUCAACCUCAGUCGUACCAUCGUAGACUUUGAAAUGUUUGCGAAGCUAAAGAAUCUUGAGCACCUUUUGCUUUUGAGGAACCUUAACGUAAUGAUUCCGAACAGUGGGAACUGCUCCUUCCCGCGGCUCAAAGAGUUCACACUUCUUGGCGUCAACUUGAGCAGUACAUUCCCAUAUUUCUUGAGAUCUUCACCUGAGCUGGAAUUGUUGGACCUUUCCGGAAACAUGAUUAGUGGUCCAAUUCCUGAAUGGUUUGGGAGAGUUCGGAGCAACACGCUGAUACGCUUGGAUCUGUCAUCUAAUAAUUUCACCAGAGAGAUUCCAUCAUCAAUCUGCCAAAUGAGUUCAAUAAGACAAAUGUCUCUUUCAAAUAACAGACUCAACGGCGCCAUCCCGGGAUGCUUGGGAAAUUUAAGUAAUAUCUCCAAUUUGGAUUUGACCCACAAUCUGUUACAAGGUCCACUGCCACGAUCUUUAGCAAACUGUACAAGCUUACGGUAUAUAGAUUUGCGAUCAAACAUGUUUCAUGGGGUCCUUAAUGAAAUUCCCCUCCCUCAGCAGAUUGAAUCCUUAUGCCUCUCCAACAACCAAUUUUCUGGACAAUUGCCGAUAGUAUUCUUCCGAAAUUCGAAUGUUGAGAUGGUUGACUUAGCCAAUAACAAUUUUGACGGCCCACUACAGAUUCCAUUGCCCUAUGUUUGGUUCUAUUCCGUUGCAAACAAUAAGUUUAGUGGAGACAUUCCUCAUCAGCUCUGCAACGCCACUCUUCUAGAAGUGGUGAACCUCUCCAAUAAUAGGUUAACCGGUUCCAUUCCUCACUGUUUCAUAAAUUUAAGCGCAUCAGUGUUGGACCUCCGAGCAAAUAAGCUUGUUGGUCAGAUACCAGAGAUAUUUUUCUCGGGGAACAACUUGAGGACGAUUCGAUUGAGUCAAAAUAGACUUGAAGGUACUCUGCCACGAUCUUUGGCGAAUUGCAAGAAUUUGGAAGUUUUGGAUCUCAGUGAAAAUGAGUUGGAGGGUCGCUUCCCUUAUUGGUUGGACACUCUUCCGAAUUUGCAACUGCUCGACCUGAGAUCCAACAAGCUUCGUGGUCUGAUUAACAACUCCAGGAAGAAUAAUCAUCCCUUCCCAAAGUUGCAUAUUUUGGACCUCUCUGACAACAGCUUUUAUGGUCAUCUUCCAGCUUAG
Messenger RNA from Punica granatum (pomegranate), 2211 nucleotides. The record is from RefSeq and is a predicted model, not a curated record. NCBI's taxonomy places the organism in Eukaryota, Viridiplantae, Streptophyta, Magnoliopsida, Myrtales, Lythraceae.